Messenger RNA from Xiphias gladius (swordfish), 1486 nucleotides. Its product is annotated as low choriolytic enzyme. Bases 421 to 1431 code for a protein of 336 amino acids. Gene Ontology annotation, biological process: proteolysis. Gene Ontology annotation, molecular function: zinc ion binding; metalloendopeptidase activity. The transcript has 10 exons. Lineage: Eukaryota; Metazoa; Chordata; Actinopteri; Istiophoriformes; Xiphiidae. The record is from RefSeq and is a predicted model, not a curated record.
CAAAAUCCUCCAUGAACCACUUUGAGAUACAGCGAGCUGAGGCCGUUGGACCAGGGGCCCCACAGUUUCUUUCCAGUGCAUUAUUAUCUGUAAUAAUGCAUCAUAUCUUAUAAACCGAUACCGUGCCUUGUAUGGAGAAGCGUAAGUAGUCAGAGCCGUCAGAUAAGGGUAGUGGAGCAUAAGUAUGAAGUCGCAUUAAAUCUUAAUACUCAAGUAAAGCACACGUACCUCAGAAUUAAAUUACUUAAGUGCAGAACUUUGUGUAAAUGUGUUUGCCACUUCUGGAAAACGGCCCCCGGCACGAACGGCACAUUUCGCCUUCAGCUUCAGAGGAAUAAAUGAGGCAUAAUUGAGGCAGCAGCUCACAGGUGACCUGACUUAAUGUGGCUAACGAGGGAGCAGAGCUGAGAGGAUCCAGUCAUGCUGCGUCUGCUUCUCGCUGCAGUUUUAUUUGUUGAAAACCCUCGGGAUGUCGACUCCAGUCCUAUAUGGGAAGUCAAAAAAGUUCGGGAGGACUUGCUCAUCAUGGCGUUGCAAUAUAUGGAGGAUAACCCGGAGACUUUGGAAGAACUGAUGUCCAAGGACUAUGCAGUGCUGGAGGGCGACAUGAUACUGUCACACGACAGGAAUGCAGUGGAAAGAACAUGGCCAACGAGGGAGAUACCGUACGUCGUCAGCCCAGAGUUAGCCGGUCGGACGGACCACAUCCUCUCCGCUAUGGCGAUGGUGUCGGAACAAACCUGUCUCUCCUUCCACAACCGGACCGCUGAGACGAACUACCUGCACUUCAAGACCAGCAAAGGUUGUGCGUCCUACGUGGGCUUCAUCGGCGGCGAGCAGGCCGUGUUUAUCGGGCCCCCGUGCAUCGUGGGUAACAUCGCCCACGAGAUUCUCCACGCUCUGGGCUUCCACCACGAACACACGAGGGCGGACCGCGAGCGGUACAUCACCAUCCUCACGCACAACAUCAUGGCAGGGAUGGAGAGAAACUUCAAGAAGCAGGAGGGCAAAACCUUUGACCUUCCGUAUGACAUCGCCUCUAUCAUGCACUACGGAAGGAAAUUCUUCUCGGCGAACGGUUUGCCCACCAUCGUCCCAAACGAAGAGCAGAGGGAGAUGGGACAGAGGGUUAAAAUGACAAAGCUGGACGUCGAGAGAGUUCGUCUACUCUACCACUGCGAUGCCCCAGAAAAACAGACUGAGACUGAGAAGAUAAGCGGCCACGCUGAGGAGGAGGAGGAGGAGGAUGCGAACAUUCACGUCAUGGUCCAGACUGUCAGUGUUUCCUUCGGCUCAGGCCACCAGAGUCACGUUCCUUCCAACAAACCAGAGGAGAAUCUCUCACCUACUACUGCAGCUCCAGCUGCUUCGCUGCCGCACCUGGAUGCGGCCACUGGAAGGCGCCACAACACCAGCGGACAACGGGCCUAGGCCCAGCUGUGAAUGGCCCCUUUUCCUUAAUAAAAGCAAAAUAUACAGACCGGUA